This is a messenger RNA of Micromonas commoda, 1104 nucleotides long. RefSeq lists its product with no specific name. The coding region runs from base 1 to 1104 and encodes 367 amino acids. The transcript has a single exon. Lineage: Eukaryota; Viridiplantae; Chlorophyta; Mamiellophyceae; Mamiellales; Mamiellaceae. Gene Ontology annotation, molecular function: methyltransferase activity. The record is from RefSeq and is a predicted model, not a curated record.
AUGGGCGCCAAGAUCAUCGCCCCCGACGGCGGCGGCGACGACGCCGUCCGAUCCAGCGUCCAGACCUACUACGGCGAGACCCUGCAGACGUCCGACGAUCUCAAGACGUCCGCGUGCUGCACCCCGUACGACCUCCCGAAGCGAAUCCGCGGCAUCCUCUCGAACGUCCCCGACGAGGUCAAGGCCAAGUACUACGGGUGCGGAUCCCCCACGCCGCAGGGUAUCGACGGCCUCCGCGUGCUCGACCUCGGGUCCGGAAGCGGACGCGACUGCUACGUCGCCGCGGCGCUCGUCGGCGAGUCCGGACGCGUCACCGGCGUCGACAUGACGGAUGCGCAGCUGGACGUCGCGAAGAAGCACGCGAAGUCGUACUGCGUGGAGACUCUGGGAUAUAAUUCGCCGAACAUGGAGUUCAAGAAGGGCACGAUCGAGGACCUCGCGGCGGCCGGGGUUGGGGACGAGAGCGUGGACCUCAUCAUCAGCAACUGCGUCGUCAACCUCUCUCCGGACAAGCCCGCGGUGCUCUCGGAGGCUUGGAGGGCGCUGGCGUCGGGGGGUGAAUUUUAUUUUUCCGACGUCUACUGCGAUCGCAGGCUCCCGGAGGAGAUCAGGUCGCACCCGGUGUUGCUGGGCGAGUGCCUCGGCGGGGCGAUGUACGUCGAGGACUUCAAGCGGCUGUGCGUGGGAACCGGCUUCGCGGAUCCGAGGGUUUUGGAAGGGCACGAGAUUGAGGUGAGGGACGAGGAGCUCAAGGCGCUGCUCGGCGAGGCUAGGUUCUACUCCCUCACGUACCGGCUGUUCAAGCUCCCGGGCAGGCUGGAGAGCAUAUGCGAGGACUACGGACAGUACGUGGUGUACAAGGGAACCAUCGACGGCCACCCGAACGCGUACUCGCUGGACGAUCACCACAGGAUCGAGAAGAACAAGCCGUUUCUCGUGUGCGGCAACACGGCUUCCAUGCUCGGCGAGACUUGGCUCGGUGCGCACUUCGACGUGCACGGCGACAGGAGCACGCACUACGGGGCGUUCGACUGCGGCGGGCCGCCGGUGGCGAUGCCCGGCGGCGACGGCGCGGGCGCCUGCGCUUCGGGAGCCUGCUGCUGA